This is a messenger RNA of Miscanthus lutarioriparius, 1053 nucleotides long. The record is from the annotation of a GenBank genome assembly. Lineage: Eukaryota; Viridiplantae; Streptophyta; Magnoliopsida; Poales; Poaceae.
AUGGCGGCGCCGGGGAAGGGAGCGGCGGCGCGUUUUGCGGCCGCGCUCUUUGUCCUCCUGAAUCUCGCUGUGGCGAUCGCCGGGAAGAGCUACUACGACGUGCUGCAAGUUCCCAAGGGCGCGUCCGAGGAUCAGAUUAAGAGGUCGUACCGCAAGCUCGCGCUCAAGUACCACCCCGACAAGAACCCCGACAACGAGGAGGCCAACAAGCGCUUCGCCGAGAUCAACAACGCGUAUGAGGUGCUGACGGACCAGGAGAAGAGGAAGGUCUAUGACCGGUACGGCGAGGAGGGGUUGAAGCAGUUCCAAGGCGGGAGAGGCGGUGGCGGCGGAAUGAACAUUCAGGACAUCUUUAGCAGCUUUUUUGGUGGUGGUGGUGGUGGGAUGGAAGAGGAAGAAGAACAAAUUUUAAAAGGUGACGAGGUGAUCGUUGAACUGGAUGCUUCAUUAGAGGACUUGUACAUGGGCGGUUCAUUAAAGGUUUGGAGAGAGAAAAAUGUCAUAAAGCCAGCACCAGGAAAGAGGCGCUGCAACUGUAGGAACGAAGUUUACCAUCGACAAAUAGGUCCUGGAAUGUAUCAACAGAUGACUGAGCAGGUCUGCGACCAAUGUCCAAAUGUGAAAUUUGUACGAGAAGGUGAAUUCUUGACUGUUGAUAUUGAGAAGGGAAUGAAAGAUGGACAGGAGGUCUUGUUUUUCGAGGAAGGCGAGCCUAAGAUUGAUGGCGAACCUGGCGAUUUGAAGUUCAGGAUCCGAACAGCACCACACAGUCGCUUUAGACGAGAAGGCAAUGACCUGCAUGCAACAGUUACAAUAUCCCUGGUGCAAGCUCUGGUUGGUUUCGAGAAGACCAUCAAGCAUCUUGACAACCAUCUGGUAGAAAUUGGCACCAAGGGCAUCACCAAACCGAAGGAGAUCAGGAAGUUCAAAGGUGAAGGCAUGCCACUAUACCAAAGCAACAAGAAAGGUGACCUGUAUGUGACAUUCGAGGUGUUGUUCCCGAAAACCCUAACCGAUGACCAGAAGGCCAAGCUUAAGGAUGUUCUCGUGUAG